Messenger RNA from Drosophila biarmipes, 666 nucleotides. RefSeq lists its product as uncharacterized. The coding region runs from base 456 to 665 and encodes 69 amino acids. The transcript has a single exon. The record is from RefSeq and is a predicted model, not a curated record. NCBI's taxonomy places the organism in Eukaryota, Metazoa, Arthropoda, Insecta, Diptera, Drosophilidae.
AACUCUCGGGAGCAGACCGAUAAGCGCUUUUCGGGCCCUACCGCCAAACCAAAACAGCAGAAAACCAGAUAAAUAGCCAAGACAGCCAAGUGGAAAGCGAAGCAAACUCAGUAAAAGCCAAAACCCAAGGCGAACGGGCCCAUUUUUUGGUGUUUCGUUCAGUUUCUUGGGCCACUUUUGAAAAACGGCCAGCGAAACGAAGCAAAAAGUGGGAAAACUUCACAGCCAAAACAAAUCAGUGCAGCAGCCGCCAAUUGCAUCCCAUAUUGCUCUCCGGCGAGUUUGUAUCCCUGUGUUCAGUGCCCGUGCGUGUGUGAGUGUGUUUUGGCCAGAAAACGGAGAGAAAAGUGAAACGACCGGCAGCGAAAGCGCGAAAAACAACAAGGAACAACAGACUUUCAACUUGCAGGAAGUUCCAACUGCAAGCUGACACUGCAAGCGGCCAAAAUUGGAUUAUGCUUAGGCACAAACGCAACUGCCACGCCAUUCAGACGCCCAGCGACGCCGAGCAUGUGAAGUUAAAGCCGCACUUCCAUCCGCCCCAGUGGCUCCUGCACCGCCUCACCUUCUCUCUGGAGCUGUACCACAAAAACAUCAUCAAGAAAGUGCCCAGUGCCGCCAAGUCCCUCGUCUUCAGGCUGACCAAGAACGUCUGCCAGACUUAAG